Fopius arisanus is the source of this 1070-nucleotide messenger RNA. Its product is annotated as multiple coagulation factor deficiency protein 2 homolog. The record is from RefSeq and is a predicted model, not a curated record. The transcript has 6 exons. Bases 197 to 892 code for a protein of 231 amino acids. Gene Ontology annotation, molecular function: calcium ion binding. Lineage: Eukaryota; Metazoa; Arthropoda; Insecta; Hymenoptera; Braconidae.
CACAUACAUACAGCAAGACAUUUCGACAUAACCAAGUACGUAAAUAAGUUGGCAGGUGAUUUUUCAAUCCAUCAGUUGAGAUUAUCUAGAAGAAUUCACACGUAUGGUAGUUAUCCGCAGGAAUUCGUGACUAUUAAUUCGGUAAUUAGUGCUGUGUUCACUGAGGAAAAUCCUGUGUUUGACACAAAGCCAUAAGAUGACGUGGAUCUUCUGGCUAUUUAUCGUCGGGCCAUUUGUUUGUGGUUCUGUCAGAGGACAGGGGCAGAGGGUCGCACCCGGUGUUCCUCCUCAGCAUUAUCAACAGCCACCGGCACAUCAAGUACCCCAACAGCAAGUGCAUCAUCAGCAAGUACCCCAGCAGCAUCACCAGCCGCAACAGUAUCAACAGCCACCAGUCCAUCAACAAGCGCCAGUCCAGCACCAACAGGUACCCCAACAACAGCAGGUUCCUCAUCAGCAACAGGUGCCUCAUCAGCAACAAGGUCAUCACGAUCAUGGCCACCACCCACCCCAGCAAUUACUCAACGCAGCAAAUAUUGCUCAAGAGAAAGAACACAUCGCUGAGCAUUUUGAUGUUCCCAUGGACACAGCUAAAAUGACAGAUCAGGAGUUGCAGUUUCAUUACUUCAAGAUGCACGACGCUGAUAAUAACAACAAACUCGAUGGCUGUGAAUUGAUAAAAUCCCUCAUCCAUUGGCAUGAACAAGGCAAUAAGGAUCCAGGGCAUGGAGGACACGAGGCAACAGCUGGAGACAAAUUGUUCAAAGACGAGGAGCUAGUCGCACUGAUUGAUCCUAUCCUUGGCAUGGAUGACACAAAUCACGAUGGAUUCAUUGACUACCCAGAAUUCAUUCAGGCGCAGAAGAAAGCAGCUGCAAAUAAUCGCCAGUAGAUCAAAUUUUGUUCACUCAAUCAAUCUACUAUGUUUUUAUGAGUUCUUUUGUCUCAUAUUUCAACUCGUUAUUCAUUAUUCGAACCCUUCGCAUAAUAGAUUACAAAUGAAUGAUGUAAAUUUUCAUGAAUUUUGUACAAAAUAUUUUGUUAAUAAAGGUGUAAAAAUUAUAUUCGUA